This is a messenger RNA of Yamadazyma tenuis ATCC 10573, 885 nucleotides long. The record is from RefSeq and is a predicted model, not a curated record. Lineage: Eukaryota; Fungi; Ascomycota; Pichiomycetes; Serinales; Debaryomycetaceae.
ACAAACUAUCAUCAUGUCAGAUUGGGAGAACGUUACAGUUAUUGGACAAAAGGCACGGAUCGGAGGCGGUGGCCCCCGUCAAACUGUGGCCAAGACCGCCUCGCAGUUGAAUGCCGCCAGAAGAACCGGAAAUGUCAUUGGUACCGAAAAGAAGUAUGGUACCUCCAACACCAAAUCUAACCCUGAAGGUCAAAGAUUGGCCAAAUUGGACGACACGGAUGACGUGGUGGCAGUCAAGAAACUCGACACCAAUGUCGGAAAAGUCAUUCUGAGAGCCAGACAAGACAAGAAAAUGACCCAGAAGGACUUUGCCACUCAGAUCAAUGAAAAGCCCCAGGUGAUCAAUGACUAUGAAGCCGGAAGAGCCGUGCCCAACCAGCAGUUGUUGGGGAAGAUGGAACGUGCAUUGGGAGUAAAGUUGAGAGGUAAGCAGAUUGGUGAGCCUUUGUUUAAGAAGAAGACUUGAGAAUGACCCUGACAGAGACAGACCCUGACAGAGACAGACGCAGAGAAAUAUACAAAAACUGACGAGGUGAUGACUGGGCUACCAAGUCCAGGACGUGCUAUGCGGAACUAGCGACCCCCGCCGCCAUACCAUUAUUUAUAGUAAAUGCACAAUCAUCGGCCCAGUACAAGAGCGAGGCUCACGUGACCACAAACUACUGCAAGUACGUGGCAGCGGUCACAGCCAGUACAAGCGCAAGUGGGGUAGACGUGGGAGACAGCCCUUCGCCCCAGGCUUCCCUUGUCGCUUGGGCCUGCCAUGCCAAGGCGAUGCCCAUCGCGACUCCCAAAUUACAUCAGUCUGGGGUAACUAGUCAGUAUCCGCGUCUGGGGUAACUGGGCAGUAUUUUCGUGGGAGGGGUAUCGACAUCUGAAAUGGCA